Molecule: messenger RNA, 858 nt
Organism: Penicillium alfredii
Lineage: Eukaryota; Fungi; Ascomycota; Eurotiomycetes; Eurotiales; Aspergillaceae
Product: PWI domain-containing protein
Exons: 5
Coding region: 1-858 (285 amino acids)
Biological process (GO): mRNA processing; regulation of mRNA splicing, via spliceosome
Cellular component (GO): spliceosomal complex
Molecular function (GO): RNA binding
Source: RefSeq, a predicted model, not a curated record
AUGGCGACUAGCGUCGAUUCCAAGUUGCUAAAAUCAACCAAGUUCCCUCCUGAGUUCAGCCGGAAGGUGGACAUGACCAAGGUCAACAUCGAGGUGAUGAAAAAAUGGAUUGCGGGUCGCAUCUCGGAAAUCCUAGGGAACGAGGAUGAUGUCGUCAUCGAGCUCUGUUUCAACCUCCUGGAAGGAUCGCGUUUUCCCGAUAUCAAGUCUCUCCAGAUUCAGCUCACUGGGUUCCUGGAUAAAGACACCUCCAAGUUCUGCAAGGACUUGUGGUCACUGUGUCUGAGUGGCCAAGAGAAUCCCCAGGGUGUUCCUAAGGAGCUUCUGGAGGCCAAGAAGCUUGAGCUCAUGCAAGAGAAGGUUGUUUUCAAUCUGCAGAUUGAGGCCGAAAAGGCCGCCGAAGCAGCCCGACGACAAAAGGAACAAGAACGAACCCGGGAACGUGACAUCGAAGAAUUGAGACGCAGGGAGCAAGAGGUUCCCGACACUCACGAUCCCCACCACCUAGAUAUCGAAGCCGUGAUCGAUUCCGUGAACCCGCUCGGCGUGAUUUUGAUUCUUAUGUCCCGUCUGGUCCCCGCAGAAGAUCCCCUUCUUACUCUCGCUCCCGCUCCCGCUCUAUUUCUCGGUCACCGCCUCCUCGUCGUCAUCGCCAUGAAGGACGGGAUCGACCGCGUGACAGACGCCGUCGUUCCCACAGCAGAUCGCAGUCUCCCGACCGCCACGCUCGCAGAGGAACCAGGAGACGCAGCCAGGAAUAUGGUGAUCGAGCCAGAUCCGUUACUCGAAGUGAUUCAUCGCGCUCACGUACUCCCAGAAGAGACCGAAACAGACGGCGGCCUGCCUCCCGCAGCGUGA